This is a messenger RNA of Oreochromis aureus, 3465 nucleotides long. RefSeq names its product carbohydrate sulfotransferase 6-like. Gene Ontology annotation, cellular component: Golgi membrane. The transcript is spliced from 2 exons. NCBI's taxonomy places the organism in Eukaryota, Metazoa, Chordata, Actinopteri, Cichliformes, Cichlidae. Gene Ontology annotation, biological process: carbohydrate metabolic process; N-acetylglucosamine metabolic process; sulfur compound metabolic process. Bases 398 to 1597 code for a protein of 399 amino acids. Gene Ontology annotation, molecular function: N-acetylglucosamine 6-O-sulfotransferase activity. The record is from RefSeq and is a predicted model, not a curated record.
ACGCACAAGAGUACAUGCUGGGAACGCUGUCUGCCAUCGAUGCGCCGUAAAUGUCGUUUUUACAACUGCUCCGUUAUACCCACCCACCUACCUUCCACCACGCUCCUAUCUCUGUGACCAGCAGCCCCCGCCCAGCCCUCUGCCACCCCGUCAGCCCUGCACAGCCACCGGCCACGUCUCAAAACUGCGCUUUGUGCACGGCCACUACAAGAAAGUUGACCGAGCAGCUAGUGACCGAGGGCGGCGGAGGAGAGGAGAGCUCAGAGGACUGUGCACAGGCUCCGUUGUCAGACAGCGCGACCGACAACAACAUUAAGCAAAAGAGACACAGCUCAACACAGGACCAAAGAGAGAAGGAUUCACACGAAGCACGACUGACUGACAACAGGUGACAGCCAUGAUGCCACGCUACAGAGUGAACUGCAGCACCAUGACAUUCCUGGUGAUCCUACAGGGAGCAGCAGUAGUGCUGUUCUGCAGCUGGUAUGUCCAACUCAGCCCCUGUGACCCACCCCCAUCCAAUGCCAAAGUCCACGUUCUGCUGCUGUCAUCGUGGAGAUCAGGUUCAUCCCUCAUGGGCCAGGUGUUCAGUCAGCACCCGUCUGUCUUCUACCUUAUGGAGCCCGGUUGGCAUGUGUGGACCAAGCUGCAGAAAAAUGGUGCACAGGCGCUUCGAAUGGCAGUGAGGGAUCUCUUACGGAGCCUGUUCCAGUGUGACUUUUCAGUGAUGGAGUCCUACCUUCCAGAGAACCACAAUGUGUCGUCCUUGUUUAUGUGGAGUCACAGUCGAGCUCUGUGCUCGCCUCCAGUCUGUCCUCUCACGCCACGUGAUCAGUUCAGCAACCAGACUUUGUGCCUAGAGAAAUGUGGUGCUGAGGGACUGCAGAGUGUAGAGCAGGCGUGUAACUCUUACUCUCAUGUGGUGUACAAAGAUGUGCGGCUCUUUGAACUGGAAUCACUUUAUCCACUUUUGCAGGACCCAAACUUAGAUCUCCGCAUCAUCCACUUGGUCCGAGACCCACGGGCAGUGGUGCGGUCUAGGGAAGAGUCAGCCAGGGCCUUUGUCAGUGAUAAUGCUAUCGUCUUGGAACAGAAACGCAUCAAGGAAGCAGAGGUACAGUAUCAGGUCAUGCAGGAGAUCUGUCGCAGCCAUGUGCGUAUCAACGAGAGGGCGGUCGUGAAGCCACCUCCAUUUCUAAAAGGCCGUUACAAAUUGGUUCGCUAUGAGGACAUGGCACGCAACCCACUCCAGGAGAUCAAUGCCAUGUAUCAGUUUGUAGGUCUGGAGAUGACCACGCAACUGGCCACAUGGAUCUACCAGGUGACCCAUGGAAAAGGCAAAGGCUCUGUUAAAGAGGCCUUCAAGAUCACCUCAAGGAGUGCUACCAAUGUCUCCCAGGCUUGGCGCACCAUGCUGCCACACAACAAGGUCAAACGAAUCCAAGAAGUGUGUAAAGGGGCAAUGUCAUUGCUCGGGUACAGGACGGUGAACACCGAAAAGGAACAGAAGAGGCUCAACAUAGAUCUCCUGGUGCCACGGGAACCCUAUCAGUUCAGUUGGUUGCCUGAUAAAACACAGCAUCCUAACAACAGUUAGAACUGGAAUGACAAAGAUUUGUUAAAACAGGAAUAAAAACAGACUUUUUCACAGAUGGACUACUCAAACGACUGGAUGAGGGUAACACCCUGCCCUGGUCCCCCUGGUUUGAGGACCAAAGCCAAUAAUACCAAAACUAAAAGCAUAAAGAAGGCCAAAAGUAAGAAAUCAAACUAAUCAAGACUAGGUUUGCUGUGGCUGUCAGUUGCUGUCAGGGGAAUGACUGCUGUAGACACAGUUUUUGAAGUGGCCAGUUGACAAUGGGGGCCAAUCAGCAGCUGCCAUGUUGAAGCCAACUCAAAACAGCUCACCCAAUCAGACAAGGGACUUGUAGAGACUCUUAAAGGGACAGACCAUACACAAAAACAGUCCACAGACAUACUGACACACCGAUUUAUGACAAAAUAUGUCCUAGGCCGUAACACAACCAAAAUCCUAAUUUAAACAGUGUCACAAUAAACACAUAGAGCUGGCCAAGGCUAUUGCAUGCCACAUUGUUUUAAGCACAUGCAUCAAACCAUUGUCUCCUGAAGGCUCGAUUCAUGAUAAUGAUGCUAUUUUAUGCUUUCUAGUAGCUACUCUCGCCCUUCCAAUUCCUUAUGUGCACCUCAAGGACAGCCGAGUCUUAUAGAACAAAGAAAUACAGCUGUUUCCUAUGCAAAGUCUUUAAUGGUGCAACACGAUGUAUAAAUACUGACCAACCUCCAAGUAUCACCAGCACCUGAUGUGUUAACGCGCUAACAGCACUUAGACCUGAAGGACUACUCAUUUGGCUGCUCAUAUCUUUUUCUCAUGCUCAUGGUGUGAGAAAAGUUAAGAACCUGCAGAGAGCCGUGAGAAAAUGCAUUAGCACAAUGAAACUUACCUACCCUCUCUUAGCGAUGUUCAUGUUAUUAAUAUGGUACAGCCAGGAAACUCAAUAACUGGACUCAAGCUUAAUUCAUCCCUCAGUAAAAAGUGCAAUCACCACACACCCCACAAUAUAAAAAAACAGGUACUGACAAAAAGUUGUGUUUUUUUGCUGUUACUAAAACCUGCCAUAAAUGUUGCCCUAAAAUGGAGUCAGUCUGCUGUUUGUCUGCUAUUGAAUGUCUGACACAUCAAAAGAUAUUGAUGUAAAUGACAAAAGUCUCCCAGCUUGGACUAGAUUAUCUGCUACUUCUCAGACCUGCUCUCAGCUCAGAAUUAACCGUGUUAUUUUGCAUUCUGGCUCCAUUUAAGUGCCUGAGAAUUUAAACAUUAUUUCUUUACUCCCACUUGAAACUCCACAGUGAUGAAGUCAGAUCUUAACAGAACAGAUGCUUCCAUGAUGUAUUGUAGCUAUGAAGGGAUACAUUCAUGUAGGAGUGGAAUUCACAUGUUUACUUAAACUGGAUAAAAGUGCUCAGUGUCUUUAUUUACAUUUGUUUACAGGACCUGUCUACUUUAUUGAUUAAUACUUGAUUACACUGAAAUGUCUUUUAAUGAGUAGCAAAUGUUAAAUCACGUUGAUUUAAAUCUUUAUGGUAAGAUAAAAAGGAUAAAUUAACUACUGCUAAUCGUGUUUAGGGUGCUUUGUAGUAAAAAAUGUACAUUAAUUUUUUUUAAAUGCAUAAAAAAAAUCAUCAAAGGUUUCCGUUAAAGAUGGACUUCAGCUAUAACUUGGUGUGAGUUUUGUGUUUCAUAUAUGAUGAGUGUUCUGAUCGAAACAAUAUCUUCACUUUUUUGGAAAUUUGCUAUACUAUUGGACAGAAGGGUUUUACACCUCGGAGUAAAAUACACAACAAAAUAUUGUUUAUUUGAAAUGAUAUGUACUCUGAUUUAAGGUUUAUUUCAUCAAUGGGAACUUUAAAUGGGUUAUUCUACUCAUUAAAAACACUGGUUUUGAA